CGACUUCAGUCUGAGGCUGUUGAUCGCCACUUGUGGACGUGGUCGCUCAAUCCUGCUCGAUUCAUAACCGAUUUAAAACCGAUACCAUCCGAUACGACGUGCGUUCUAAUUUUUUUGCAGUUGUUAAAUGUUUUAAUUGACGCGUAACGGAUGUAAAGCGAUCUCCGGAUUCCCAACAUGACGGAUAAAGAAAAUGAAAUACAGCCUGCUGCUGAACCUGUGGCUGAACCAGUGUCUGCUCCCGCGGCCGAAAUAGUUCCUGCAAGUCCCUCACCGAGAACAUCGGUGACCGUUGACUCCGCUCCAAGUGAUUCCGCUGCAGUAGAGAUCACCCCAAGUGUUGCGACCGUUGAAGACACUACUCCGAUUGCAGCCCUUGCUGAGAGCACACUGUCUGGCAAGAGCAACGGCAAAUCAUUGACGGAGGCCAAGAAGCUGCCCGAGAGCUCCACAGAACCGCAGAAGAAUGGCAAGGAGCCCGACCAAAAUGGCAAGGAACUGGUGGAGGCCAAUGACUUCAAGAACGUCUCUGAGGCUGAGGGUCAGCAAAAGAAACUGCCCUACCCCAAGUCCGUGUUCUUCAUCAUCAGUAACGAAUUCUGCGAACGAUUCAACUACUACGGCAUGAGAACUGUUUUGGUCCUGUAUCUGAGUCGAGUUCUGGGCUAUUCUGAUGACACCGCUACCGUGGUCUUCCAUGUCUUCACAAUGUUUGUGUACUUCCUGUGCGUUUUUGGAGCCAUCAUUUCGGACUCUUGGCUGGGAAAAUUCAAGACUAUCCUCUAUUUAUCGAUAGUGUACAUAGCCGGAUCGGUGCUGCUGACCCUAGGUGCCAUUGGACCACUUAACUUGCCCAUUGAGACGUUCACGAUGCUGGGUCUGGCACUAAUUGCCCUUGGAUCAGGUGGCAUUAAACCUUGUGUGUCGGCGUUCGGUGGCGAUCAAUUUAAGGUGCCGGAGCAGGUGAAGCAGAUCACUUCGUUCUUCUCGCUCUUUUACUUUUCGAUCAAUGCCGGGUCGCUGAUCUCCACUUCGGUGACCCCGAUACUGCGCGAGGACGUCUCCUGCUUUGGCGACAUUAACUGUUAUCCAUUGGCCUUUGGAGUGCCCGCCGUACUUAUGAUUGUCUCGGUGAUCAUCUUCGUUUUGGGGCGAUCCCUGUACAAGAUGAAGCCUCCGGCCGGCAAUAUGGUUGUGCUUGUGAGCAGUACCAUCUGGACAGCCAUUACCACCAAAUGCAAGGAGAAAAAGACAAAUCCAAGGGAGCACUGGCUGGACUAUGCCGAUAGAAAGUACGACCGCCAGUUGAUCGACGAUGUGAAGGUCCUAAUGCGAGUUCUCUUCCUCUACCUGCCACUUCCGGUCUUCUGGGCACUGUUCGAUCAGCAGGGUUCCCGUUGGACCUUCCAGGCCACCCGAAUGGACGGCGACAUGGGCUCCUGGGACAUCAAGCCCGACCAGUUGCAAGUGCUCAAUCCUCUGCUUAUCUUACUCUUCAUUCCGUUGUACGAUGUGGCCUUCUAUCCGGUCCUGAGACUAGUGGGCAUUCGACGACCGCUGCAGAAACUCACCAUGGGCGGCAUCCUUGCGGGCAUUGCUUUCAUAAUUUCCGGAGUGGUGGAGCUUAACUUGGAGAAAACCUAUCCCGACCUGCCCUACAGCCAGAACCUCCAGCUGCGCAUCUUUAACGGGGACAACUGCGCCUACACCUUCACCUCGAACAUUCCGGGAGUGGAAAGUGUGACGAUUCCCUCGUUAAAUGCCUAUACCAACAAGGAUAUUUAUGCACCCGGUGCGCUGGACAUACAGUACUCCAUCAUCAGUACGGAUGAAGCGUGCGACAUUAGCGCCAACCAAGUAUCAAGAUCGUUAACUGAUAAGACGGCUUGGUCUCUGUUCCUCAGCCCGCAGAAUGAUAGUCGUUACUACUGGGAGGAGGACUUUGUGGACAAGCCGAGCGAGAGCCAUCCGCUGAUCCGAAACGUGGCCAAUGUGCCGCAGGAGCUGACGAUUCGUUGGCAAAGUGUUUCCAAGGGAGAGGUGGCCUAUGACGAGUUGGCUAGCAAAACGCUGCUCACACGUGUGAAUUCGGCCGAGUACGAUGUCACGGUAGAUGGAAAGCCCGUCGGGACAUUCUAUGUCCACACCGGCGGCGUCUACACACUCCUGAUUACAGAAAACAACAACAAUUAUGUGGCCAACUUGGUGGAAGUGACGAGCCCCAACUCAAUGAACAUCCUGUGGCUGGUGCCGCAGUACGUGGUGAUGACCCUCGGUGAGGUGAUGUUCUCGGUGACGGGACUGGAGUUCUCAUACGCACAGGCGCCUCCUAGCAUGAAGAGUGUCUUACAGGCCUGUUGGCUGCUAACGGUGGCCUUCGGCAACGUCAUCGUGGUCAUUAUUGCCGAGGCCGCCUUAUUCGAAUCGCAGGCCAGCGAGUUCUUCCUGUUCGCCGGCCUCAUGUUCGCUGACAUGCUGCUUUUUAUGGUGAUGGCCUACUACUAUGUGCCCAACGAUCCCAACAAGGAGGAGGAGGCCCAGCCCCUGACGGCGGGCGAUGCCAAGACAGAAAUCCCCGCUAUUGAAAGCGGAGUCGAGAACAAGGGCAAGGACAUCACCGAGUAGACCUCAAUACGAUUAGUCCUGCUUGCUCCCGCGUUGUGUAUUAUAUAUAUUUGUACUUGUAGAUGUGUAUAUGUGAAUUCUUAAUGACCUUUGUCCAUUUCCAAGCUAAGUGUAAGUGAAGCUGCGAUCGGGCACUGUUGCAUAUGAAAAGACAUCCAACUAGUUAAUCUAAUAAAAGAAAAGUAAAAAUAUAA
Molecule: messenger RNA, 2819 nt
Organism: Drosophila yakuba
Lineage: Eukaryota; Metazoa; Arthropoda; Insecta; Diptera; Drosophilidae
Product: peptide transporter family 1
Exons: 6
Coding region: 178-2625 (815 amino acids)
Biological process (GO): oligopeptide transport; transmembrane transport
Cellular component (GO): membrane
Molecular function (GO): dipeptide transmembrane transporter activity
Source: RefSeq, a predicted model, not a curated record